AUGUCAUUGUCAUGGCAAUAUGCUUUGUAAUGGAGGAGCAGGAAUGACUAAAGGAUGUUCUCAUUAUUUAAAGUUUUUGAGAGUAAUUUAUAUCUUAUUGUUUAGAAACGAUAUAAAAUAUCUUGGGAAUUCAUCAAAUGGGGAUAAAUUGA
This is a messenger RNA of Paramecium sonneborni, 152 nucleotides long. NCBI's taxonomy places the organism in Eukaryota, Ciliophora, Oligohymenophorea, Peniculida, Parameciidae. The record is from the annotation of a GenBank genome assembly.